Homo sapiens (human) is the source of this 1514-nucleotide messenger RNA. RefSeq names its product signal transducing adaptor family member 2 (gene STAP2). The transcript has 13 exons. The coding region runs from base 75 to 1424 and encodes 449 amino acids. Gene Ontology annotation, cellular component: plasma membrane; cytoplasm. Lineage: Eukaryota; Metazoa; Chordata; Mammalia; Primates; Hominidae. Gene Ontology annotation, molecular function: signaling adaptor activity. The record is from RefSeq and is marked reviewed.
CUGUUUCUCAGCUUCCCGGCCCAGCUGGGGCACCCACUGGAAGGAGAGGCCAGGCGGAAGACCCUGGCUCCGUCAUGGCCUCUGCCCUGAGGCCACCCCGUGUCCCCAAGCCUAAGGGUGUCCUGCCUUCACACUACUAUGAGAGCUUUCUAGAGAAGAAGGGGCCCUGUGACCGGGAUUACAAGAAGUUCUGGGCAGGCCUGCAGGGUCUCACCAUUUAUUUCUACAAUAGCAAUCGGGACUUCCAGCACGUGGAGAAGCUCAACUUGGGAGCAUUUGAGAAACUCACAGAUGAGAUUCCCUGGGGAAGCUCACGUGACCCUGGCACCCACUUCAGCCUGAUUCUCCGGGAUCAGGAGAUCAAGUUCAAGGUAGAGACCUUGGAGUGUCGGGAAAUGUGGAAAGGCUUCAUCUUAACGGUGGUGGAGCUCCGUGUCCCGACCGACUUGACCCUGCUUCCUGGGCACCUAUACAUGAUGUCUGAAGUCUUGGCCAAAGAGGAGGCGCGCCGUGCACUGGAGACACCCUCGUGCUUCCUGAAGGUGAGCCGGCUGGAGGCACAACUGCUCCUGGAGCGCUACCCCGAGUGCGGGAACCUGCUGCUGCGGCCCAGCGGGGACGGCGCCGACGGCGUGUCGGUCACCACGCGGCAGAUGCACAACGGGACGCACGUGGUCCGGCAUUACAAGGUGAAGCGGGAGGGCCCCAAGUACGUGAUCGAUGUGGAACAGCCGUUCUCUUGCACCUCCCUGGACGCCGUGGUCAACUAUUUCGUGUCGCAUACCAAAAAGGCGCUGGUGCCAUUCCUGUUAGACGAGGACUACGAGAAGGUGCUAGGCUACGUGGAAGCCGAUAAGGAGAAUGGCGAGAAUGUGUGGGUGGCGCCCUCCGCUCCGGGCCCAGGUCCUGCACCCUGCACAGGUGGCCCCAAGCCGCUGUCACCUGCGUCUAGCCAGGACAAGCUGCCCCCACUGCCCCCACUACCGAACCAGGAAGAGAACUACGUGACCCCCAUUGGAGAUGGCCCAGCUGUUGACUAUGAGAACCAAGAUGUGGCUUCCUCUAGUUGGCCAGUCAUCCUGAAGCCAAAGAAGUUGCCAAAGCCUCCUGCCAAGCUUCCAAAGCCACCCGUUGGACCCAAGCCAGUAGAGAAGGGGUUUCACCAUGUUGCCCAGGCUGGUCUCGAACUCCUGACCUCAAGUGAUCCACCCACCUCAGCCUCCCAAAGUGCUGGGAUUACCGGCGUGAGCCACCACACCUGGCCUCAUCUGUCUUCUCUUCCAGAGCCCAAAGUCUUUAAUGGUGGCUUGGGCAGGAAGCUGCCAGUCAGUUCAGCCCAGCCUCUCUUCCCCACAGCCGGGCUGGCAGACAUGACGGCAGAGCUACAGAAGAAGCUGGAGAAGAGGCGGGCACUGGAGCACUGAUUCGGACACACCAGGGACCAGCGGGCUAGUCCCAGGGCAUGGCCCAGCGGCCAGAUUCUUUUUCCCAGGAUUAAAACUCUGACCCCAGGA